Chlamydomonas reinhardtii is the source of this 3212-nucleotide messenger RNA. RefSeq lists its product as uncharacterized. The record is from RefSeq and is a predicted model, not a curated record. Bases 103 to 1911 code for a protein of 602 amino acids. The transcript has 5 exons. Lineage: Eukaryota; Viridiplantae; Chlorophyta; Chlorophyceae; Chlamydomonadales; Chlamydomonadaceae.
UGUACAUACAUUACUUCUGUCAGAUCUGCAGUUAAAAAGGCUCGGCGGCUGAAAUAGUUGAACUGUGCACGUAUCUUCGCCGGGCCGCGCUAUCUACUGACCAUGCCUGCUUCUAUGCUCAUGCACAUGCCCAAGGGCUUAGCCAAGCAGCCCGCGCAGGCCUGCCAGCGCCCCGCGCAAAAGCUUCUGCGGUCGCGAGUCGCUCCGGUCGCUCGUGCAAGCGCCCAGGAUGGCCAGCACCGUGCUGUGUCGUCGCAGCAAGCCCCGAAAUGGAUCGCCCCGUCGUGGCUGAAGACGGGCCUCAUGGCCGGCGCCUGCCUGCUGGUGGGCCUCAGCAACAGCGGACCCGCCUACGCGGCUAAGAAGGAGAAGGAGGCCAAGGCCGCGGCCACGACGGCGGUGGUGGAGACCAAGGAGGCGGCGGCGGCCGGCAGCAGCAGCAGCACGGGCGCGGUGGUGGCGGUGGACUUCCAGCAGAUCGUCAAGGACGUGCAGGCCUCGCCGUACACCGUGCCCGUGGCCACCGUGGUGCUGCUGCUGUUCGGCAUCAGCAUCCUCACCGGCGGCAAGAAGGAGCAGCAGCCCGCAGCCGGCAAGGCGGCGCCCGCGGCGGCGGAGCCGCCCGCCGCCGCCGCGCCGCCGGCGCCGCCCAAGGAGAAGUUGGUGGUCCAGGACCGCCCCAUGAACAUUGGCCUCUCCCCCAAGAUGGAGCUGCCCAAGGCAUCCACCGACGCCACCGUCGCCCGCGCCGCCGCCGCUGCGGCCGCGGCGUCGGCGGCGCCUGCGGCGCCCGCUCCCGCCAAGGCGGCGGCGGCUCCGCCGCCGCCCCCACCGGCGGCAGCCCCGGCGCCGCCCAAGCCGGCGGCGGCUGCCCCCGCGCCGCCGAAGGCGGAGGCGCCCAAGCCUGCUCCCGCUCCCGCCCCGGCUCCGGCCAAGCCGGCUGCUGCCGCCGCCCCCGCUGCUGCUCCCGCCGCUGCCCCCGCCGCUGCCGCCGCUGCGCCAGUGAAGGACGACCGGCCCAGCGCCAAGGACUGGAUCUCCAGCUGGCGCCUGGGGCAGAAGCAGGCCGAGCCUGCCAAGGCGGCGCCUGCCCCCGCGCCUGCCCCCGCGUCUGUCGCCGCUCCCGCUGCCGCUCCCGCUGCCGCUCCUGCUGCCGCUCCCGUUGCCGCUGCCGCUCCCGCCCCCGCGGCUGCCAAGCCGGCUGCGGCUGCGCCGCUGCCGACUGCUGCGGAGCUGCUCAAGCUGAGCGGCAACACGCCGUCGGCGCUGGGCGCCGCGGCCAAGGUGGCUCCGGCCGUGGCCAAGGAGGGGUACGUGGUGUACAAGUUUGCCGGCGAGAAUGGCGUCAUGAGCCGCCAGCCCAUCUCCAGCCUGACCUCCGCUGCCUCCGCCGCUGCCUCCGCCGCCACGGCCUCCGCCGCUGCUAAGCCCAACGGUCGUGGCCCCUUUGACAGCUCCGAGAGCGACGACGACUUUCACGUGGCGGCCGCCGCCGCCGGCGGCAAGCCCACCGCAAGCGCCGGCAAGGCGCCCGCCGGCGCCGCGGCGGCGGCCGCCGCCGCCAAGUCGGCGGCGUCGGCCGGGCCCGUCUCGCCGCCGAGCAAGGCCAGCGGCAGCGCGCCCGCCGCCGCCGGCGCCUCUGGCGCCUCCGCCGCGCCGUCCAAGCCCGCCGCCGUCAAGGCGUCGAGCGUGUCCGCCUCGGCUUCCAGCCUGGGCCGCAGCGGCGGCUCGCCUUCGCGCGCCGCCGACCCGAUUGUGAUGACGGCGGCGGUGGUGGUGGGCGCCGCCAAGCAGAUGAGGGGCUUUGGCGCCUUUGUGAGCGACGGCCUGGUGCCGGCCAUGGGCGCGCUGAUGAAGACCAGCGGUGGCAGUGGCUCGUCCAAGGACAACAAGCCCGCGGGCAGCCAGUAAGGAUAAGGCCGAGGAUAAGGAUAAGGAAGCAAAGGAGGGCGGCGGGACAUGGGGAGAGGGAGCGUGUGUUUGUGUUGGUGGGCGUUUGCCGGCCAGGGAUGGGUGCGCCAGUGGUCAGACGCGGGCGGGCGAGCGGGCAGUAGUAAGCUGAAGGAGGGGAAGGCAGGGCCCGCGUGCUCGGCACGAAUGGCCAUUUGUAGGGUGGCGAGAGAUGGGAGGCGAUGGGCGUCAAACGAUGCCGCACACAUGAGCGCGCACGCGCUGCAAGUGGGCUGCUUUGCGCGGGAUGAGCUGGGGGCAGGAGUUAAUGCGGCGCGUGCGUGGGGGCCGCACACCUUGGCGGCACACGGGAUGCCUGGGGGCAACACACACGGUUGCCCUAUCCCCUGACGGUCCAAACAAAACACGGUGGCUCGAAAGGACGUCCGAACGUAAAUCUUCGUUGCUUGUUGUGGUGGUGGCCGGGCGCGGGGCGCCCCGCGCCCGUUUGUUUUGUGGUGAUGGUGUGCUUUAUAUACAUAGCUCUUGCUUAUAAGGAAAGGUGCUGCGCCUGCGAGCGUGCGGGCACAGGGCAAGCCGAGACAUGCGCCGCGGCUUUGGCGGUCAUGGCAGGGAGAGGCAGUGAUGAUGGCACACAGAGAUCGGGACUUUGGGAUGCUUUUCACGCUCCCAUGCGAGAGAGGCUGGUUGCUAAUGACGAUGUUCUUCCUUGGCUUACAGAUGGAUUGAGGCAGCGCCGUUUUCACGAGGGUGGGGCUGAUGACAUUUUGCUGUUGCAGCACGUCGCACGAUUUUGGGAAACAGGAUUACGGGUAAUGCACGGUACCUCGUUGCGGUUUAAUGGACGCUUGGUCCGGUGGGGGCGCAGCAUGGCAUUUUACGAUACGGUAGCGUAUGCACCGCUGCCAACACCGACACAGGUCACUCACUGGCAUAUGAUGAGUGGUGCCGCUUAAGACAGCUGUGGUACUGCAGGAGUGGCUCGCUGCGGCGCGUCGCGCUCGCCGAGACGCGGUGUGGGAUUUGGUCGACGACCUUCCCGUGGGUUCAUCGGAUUGGGAGUAGGGGCGCUGUGGUGUGCGCAGUACACAUGCAUUCUUCGUUUUGGGCGACCGACUGAAGGCGGUGGGCGGGAUGCGGAAGCCUUCGCGGCAGUGAUACGUACAUGGGUUGUCAAUGCUGUGAUGCUGUGGGCUGGGCCUGUUACAGAAGUGCGGUGGUCACGACACGCGGGUGUGGCGAAGGGGCGCGAGUAGAUACUGCGGCUGAGUUGCUGCGAGCACGUGUAACGUGCGUGGGUA